Messenger RNA from Rhipicephalus sanguineus (brown dog tick), 1262 nucleotides. RefSeq names its product neprilysin-1. Gene Ontology annotation, biological process: protein processing. The record is from RefSeq and is a predicted model, not a curated record. Gene Ontology annotation, cellular component: plasma membrane. Bases 30 to 707 code for a protein of 225 amino acids. NCBI's taxonomy places the organism in Eukaryota, Metazoa, Arthropoda, Arachnida, Ixodida, Ixodidae. Gene Ontology annotation, molecular function: metalloendopeptidase activity. The transcript has 3 exons.
UCAAUGGUAGAGGCUUCCCAAACGAAGACAUGGCGGACUACUGCUUCAUUUUGACUGAGCACCUGCUGGGGUUCGCACUCACGGCGCCGGCGCUGCGUGGCACCAUAGAUGUCGACCGUAAACAUGCCACUGAAGCCUUGUUUGAGACCAGCAGAAGCCACUUACAGAAAGCGCUGGAGGCGUGUCCCUGGAUGGACAACGCCACUAAAGUGCGCAGCUUUGAUCGCAUUGAUGCUAUGCAGCUGGAUUGGAUGGUUCACGAGAAUCUUCCUUGGGAAGAGUUCUACGCAUCCGUCCCGCCGAUGACACACGAGUCGUUCGUGACCAACUGGAAGCUCCUUGUGAAAGCCAGGAGGGCCAUCCGUUCUAGUAUGCUGUCCAUGAACGCUCGUUACCACUCGAUCAGCGAGGACGGCCGGCUGGACCAGAUAGGUCAUCGUUUGACCGUUCCUGUAGCCCGGCUCCAGCCUCCUUUGUUCUAUGGCAUUCGAGAACCCAGCAUCGCUGUGGCUCUACUCGGGUCCUGGUUCAUGGGAAAGCGAAGACAUGGCCUCGCUGGCACUCCUGGAGCCUACGCGGCACGCCUUCCUGGCGUCCAACACCUCGGUGCCUGGUGUGAAGAGUGCCGAGCUACGGCUACCGGGUCUCGAGACGCUCCAGGGCGAGCAGAUAUUCUUCACUCUUCUAUGCUUCACUAUGUGCGGUAGCAUGGUGGCGGAAGCGGACGGUCCCGGCUGGGCUGCAAGUGGAGAGCGGCUCUGUAACGUCCCACUCAUGCACAGCACGCACUUCGCCGCCGCUUUCGAGUGUCCGCAGGGGUCCAACAUGAAUCCGGAGUUCAAGUGCGACUUCUGGUGAAAUGACCGCCGGAACACGCGCACAAACUAUGCGUCGCUCUAUGAAAUUAGUGAUGUACGUAGACGACGCCAACAUUUCAACCUGGUACUAGAUGUUAUUAUCUACAAGAAAAUGUUUAUAAUUAAACAACUGCCACCAUGCUUAUCGUCCCCAUGUGGGAGCGCCCCGGGGUGUCGCCCUAAUAGGUGGCGCUUCUUAGGAUGCUUUCAAUAAAGUUGUUCGUACCCAUUGUGGACGCAGUUAAGUCUGCCCCACCCAACCAGCAACAAAGUCCGGCUGCCCUAGGGUCGCCGGUAUCAAAGCAACCGUCGGCAGAGUCUGCGUUGCGCGACGCGAAAGUGCGGGGCCACCACUAGCCGCUGGGGGUUGUAAAAUCGAUGAACGAUUAAUCGAUUAAAAGUGUC